GAACGUAGAGGUGGAAGCAACUGCCGUGAGUGUUCCCGGAUCGCCGGGGAGGUCAUUGAAGAAGGAGAGAACCCAGGCCCUGAGUGUUCCUCUCCGCAAACAUGCUCCGCCUGUGCCUGAGGCUCCGCGGCUCGCUCCGCUCCGCCCUGCCGGCCCGGGGUCACGGGAACACGGCGGCCCGAGUGCGGAGGUAUCAUAUGAGCACCGGCUGCCGCCUCAGAGCCCUGGACUGUGUGCCAGCCGGUGUGCCCGGAGGAGGCCGACUACAGGGGAGGCGGGUAGAGGAGACUGGGCGAAGGUGGUACAGCUAUCCUCCCCACCAGAAGGUGCUUUUACCUUCCCUCUCCCCCACAAUGACGAUGGGAACCAUUGCACGAUGGGAAAAGAAGGAAGGCGACAAAAUCAGUGAGGGGGAUCUGAUUGCUGAGGUUGAGACAGACAAAGCUACAGUUGGAUUUGAAUGUAUGGAGGAGUGCUAUAUGGCCAAAAUCCUAGUGGCUGAAGGGACAAAAGAUGUGCCAAUUGGUGGCCUAAUUUGCAUCACUGUUGACAGGCCAGAAUUAAUUGAUGCCUUCAAAAACUAUACCUUGGAUACUGUUGCAGCUGCAGCCCCUUCAAGCACCCCAACAGCAGCUGCCCAGGCACCACCUCCAGCAGCAAUUCAAGCCCCUGGCAGUUCCUAUCCUACCCACCUGAAGAUCUUAUUGCCUGCACUAUCACCAACAAUGACAAUGGGGACAGUACAGAAAUGGGAGAAGAAGGUUGGAGAGAAGCUCAGCGAAGGAGAUCUGCUGGCAGAGAUUGAAACCGAUAAAGCCACUAUAGGUUUCGAGGUGCAAGAAGAAGGAUAUUUGGCAAAAAUAAUGGUAGCGGAAGGCACGCGGGACGUACCACUUGGAACUCCUCUGUGUAUCAUAGUGGAGAAAGAAUCAGAUGUUGGAAGCUUUGCCGAUUACAAAGAGACAGCUGGAGCCAUAGACAUUAAGCCUGCUCCCUCCACUCAGGCGGCAGUUUUCCCACCAUCUACACCAGUAGCUGCAGCUUUUCCAUCUGCACCACAUCCUGCACCAAGCUCUGCACCCAAAGGAAGGGUAUUUGUGAGUCCAUUGGCCAAAAAGCUGGCAUCAGAAAGAGGCAUAGACGUAAAACAAGUAAAAGGUACUGGACCAGAUGGCAGGAUUACAAAAAAAGAUAUUGAAUCCUUUGUGCCUCCUAAGGUUGUUCCUGUAAGUGCUCCUGCAGCUGCUGCCCCAGCCCCAGCACCUUCCCAGCCCUCUCCAGCCAUAGCAGCUAUUCCUACUGGAACCUUUACAGAUAUUCCCAUUAGCAAUAUUAGGAAGGUGAUUGCACAGCGACUUAUGCAGUCCAAACAGACGAUACCUCACUACUAUCUCUCAAUCGAUAUUAACAUGGGAGAAAUUCUACAUUUGCGAAAGGAGCUAAAUGAGGUUACAAAGUCUGAAAACAUCAAGCUGUCUGUAAACGAUUUCAUCAUUAAGGCUUCUGCCCUAUCUUGUCUGAAAGUACCCGAAGCAAACUCCUCCUGGAUGGACACAAUUAUUCGACAGAAUCAUGUGGUAGAUGUAAAUGUGGCAGUGAGCACCCCUGCUGGACUGAUGACACCUAUAGUCUUUAAUGCUCAUAUAAAGGGUCUGGCAACCAUCAGCAAAGAUGUGGGGUCUUUGGCCGUUCGUGCAAGAGAAGGCAAGCUAAAGCCGCAUGAAUUCCAGGGUGGAACGUUUACGGUGUCUAACCUGGGAAUGUAUGGAAUAAAAAAUUUCUCUGCCAUAAUUAACCCGCCUCAGGCCUGUAUUCUUGCUGUGGGAGGAACGGAGAACCGACUAAUUCCAGCAGAUAACGAUAAAGGUUUUGAUGUUGCCAACAUGAUGUCUGUCACCCUGAGCUGCGAUCACCGCGUCGUAGAUGGGGCAGUUGGUGCUCAGUGGUUGGCCGAGUUCAAAAAGUUUUUGGAAAAACCAACAACUAUGCUGCUAUAAAUGAGUGUUUACCCUUUUCCUCGGAUCAACUAUUCAACUAUUCUACAUUUACAAACUAUUUAUACUCUUAUCUCUGAACACUCACAGUAAACAUGAAUACAUUUUUUUUUUUUUUUAUUAUUUAAAUGAACAAAAGAAAAAAAAAAAAGCUGGUGACCCCACUAGUUUUUUUUUUUUAUCCUCAUUCUGUACAGACAACCAGUGCUCCACUCCAGUAACUGUUCUCAAUCUCCACAGAACUGUGAUGUGUGGAUAUCAUCAACGUUGUAAACGUCUUACAAAGGUCAAUGUUUCCUGGAAUGAUUUUAAACCGUGACUGUCCAGUACUACAAGAACAGGUCACAUAUAAAUAAAAAUAUGUCUGCAUUUUUUUCAGUUGAAUAAAUAAAUGUAUGUUUAACCAUU
Molecule: messenger RNA, 2402 nt
Organism: Rana temporaria (common frog)
Lineage: Eukaryota; Metazoa; Chordata; Amphibia; Anura; Ranidae
Gene: DLAT
Product: dihydrolipoamide S-acetyltransferase
Exons: 14
Coding region: 102-1997 (631 amino acids)
Biological process (GO): pyruvate decarboxylation to acetyl-CoA
Cellular component (GO): pyruvate dehydrogenase complex
Molecular function (GO): dihydrolipoyllysine-residue acetyltransferase activity
Source: RefSeq, a predicted model, not a curated record